ACGAUAACGACAGUCCACAAUAACAAAUACCAAGUCUCAUCAUCCAAACAAUGGAACCUUUCUAACACAUACCAAAACUUUCUUUUUUCAGCUUUUCGUCUUUCAGCCAUUUCGUCGAACACUUCAUCUGCAACAGGUAAUCCACCUUUAAUCAUUCCACUUUCACACUUCUCAACAAUCGAAUCUUCCCCCCAAUACAACAAUUCCACACACAUGCAGGCACAAUCUUUUCUCGUUUGAUCAAAAUUGAGGUUCUAACUUUUUUCCAAUUUGUUGAAUUCUACUGAUUUUCACAAUGCCUCCGACUUAUUUUCCUCUGCGGUGGGAGAGCACUGGAGACCAGUGGUGGUACGCGUCCCCGAUCGAUUGGGCAGCCGCCAACGGCCACUACGAUUUAGUCCGCGAGCUUCUGCGGUUAGACAGUAACCACCUGAUCAAACUAUCAUCACUUAGGCGUAUACGCCGCCUCGAGGUUGUUUGGGAUGACGAAGAACAGUUUGAUGACGUGGCAAAGAACCGUUCGUCAGUCGUGCAAAAACUGUUACACGAAGGUGAUGCGAAAAAGGGGAAGAACUCGCUGAUCGGGUCGGGUUAUGGAGGCUGGCUGCUGUACACUGCUGCAUCGGCUGGUGACUUUGAUUUCGUUCAAGAAUUGCUGCAUAAAGACCCGCUUUUGGUGUUCGGUGAAGGGGAGUAUGGUGUGACGGAUAUAUUAUACGCUGCUGCGAGGGGUAAGAACACUGAGGUGUUUCGGUUGAUUUAUGAUCUUGCAAUGUCUCCUAGGUUUAUGUGUGGUAAUGGCAGAGAAUUCGAAGACCAUAUUGGGGAAAUUCCGCCUGCUUAUAAGCAGGAAAUGAAGAACCGAGCGGUUCAUGCGUUGGCAAGAGGUGGUAAUUUGAGUAUUUUGAAGGAGGUUCUUGGUGAUUGUUGUGAUGAAAAGGUUCUGGGUUAUAGAGAUAUUCAUGGGUCAACUAUCUUGCACACAGCAGCGGGACGAGGACAAGUCGAGGUGGUUAAAUAUCUGGUCUCUACAUAUGAUAUCAUAAACUCCACCGACAAACAAGGCAAUACACCACUACACGUCGCAGCUUGCAGAGGCCACAUCUCCGUGGUUGACUUUUUGGUCAAAGCAUCACCGUCAUCUGUACAUACCAAAAACAAUACAGGCGAGACGUUUUUACACACCGCCAUUACCGGUUUCCAAACACCAACGUUCAGAAGACUCGACCGCCAGAUCGUCCUCAUGAAACAACUAGUCUGCUCAAAAUCAUUCAAUAUUGAAGAUAUCAUAAACGCUACGAAUAACGAAGGAAGAACGCCUCUUCAUCUAGCCAUUCACGGCAACAUUGAUAGUGAUCUAGUGGAAUUGAUCAUGUCCGUUCGUUCAAUCAACGUUAAUAAACGCGAUAAUUACGGUAUGACCCCGCUUGAUCUUCUCAAACAUGGGCCCGUUUCGUCUUCGUCAGAAAUCCUCAUGCGACAACUCGUUUCGGCUGGCGCGAUUUUUAGUAAUCCGGAUUAUUAUUCUGCUAGAAAAGUUCUUGCUAAUCAUUUGAGAAAAGGGAGUGCGGGUGGAAGCCCGGGAACGACGUUUAGUGUUUCCGAUUCCGAGAUAUUCUUGUACUCCGGAAUCGAGACGUCUCCUGGGACACCAACGUUGACGAUGAAUGCUGCGGGCCCGGGCCCGAGCACCAGCCCGAGAUUAGAAAGGAAGAGUUCGAACAAGAAGAAACAUAAAGGGAUAAAACGAUUCCUACGGUGGGCGAAAAUGAAAAAAACCAGAGAUUCGGGCCCCGCCCCGACAACGGAGAAGGAGACUCGGGUUUCUCUAAGGCAGAGAUACUCUAAACCCGGGUCGCCUCCAAACAACAAAAGAACACUUGCUGCUAGGAGUAACAAUGCUAGUCCAACUGCAAAGAAGAAACUUGCUUCGGGUUUCGUGAACGGAGUAAUGCAAGCGAUGCCACAUAUGAACCGGCGGUCGCGUUCUAAUUCGUUCUCGAGAUCGUCCGUGUCUUCACUCAAUUCACAUAUGGGUGUUGAUGUUGUGAGCGGGUCUGGCUCAAACCCGGUGUUCGAUGACGGAGUUGCUAGUUCUUCAAAUAAAGAACAAGGUGUCGUGCACAGCAGGAAGUCGGUGAAUCAGUACUUUUGUUUCGGCGGGUCCAAACUACCUGUGGAACCCACGGGUUGUGAUGAAAUGCAACAGCACGAGAUCUAUGAUCGUUACGUUCUAUCAACGGCUUAAAAAGAUUUAGUGUGUGUUAAGCGGUUAAUUCUGUAGCUUGUAAUCUUAUUUUCCCUUGAUGUAUAAGGUUGUUUAUUUAGCUUUGAUAAUGAACUUGACCUUGUUUGAAUGCAAUGUUUUGUUGCAUUUGUAGUUUCAUAUUUAUUGGAUGUCAAUUUAAAUCAAA
This is a messenger RNA of Helianthus annuus (common sunflower), 2414 nucleotides long. Its product is annotated as serine/threonine-protein phosphatase 6 regulatory ankyrin repeat subunit C. The transcript is spliced from 3 exons. Lineage: Eukaryota; Viridiplantae; Streptophyta; Magnoliopsida; Asterales; Asteraceae. The record is from RefSeq and is a predicted model, not a curated record. Bases 296 to 2248 code for a protein of 650 amino acids. Gene Ontology annotation, molecular function: protein binding.